Molecule: messenger RNA, 967 nt
Organism: Asparagus officinalis (garden asparagus)
Lineage: Eukaryota; Viridiplantae; Streptophyta; Magnoliopsida; Asparagales; Asparagaceae
Product: transcription factor bHLH101-like
Exons: 3
Coding region: 10-747 (245 amino acids)
Biological process (GO): regulation of transcription by RNA polymerase II
Cellular component (GO): RNA polymerase II transcription regulator complex
Molecular function (GO): DNA-binding transcription factor activity, RNA polymerase II-specific; RNA polymerase II transcription regulatory region sequence-specific DNA binding; protein dimerization activity
Source: RefSeq, a predicted model, not a curated record
GCCUCCACUAUGUUACCCCUUUCUCCUACCACUUUUCCAACCUUUGACUGGCAACUUGAUCAAGAGCAUAUGAUCCAUGAAAUACCUCUACAAGAUCUAUUUGCUAGCUACAACCUUAAUGAAGGAGAUAUAUCCCACAACUCAAGCAUUUCCUCACCUCACCUCCCAGAUUUCGAGUAUGAAGACAUCGAAGACUCGAUUAUCAAAACCAGCAAACUCUCAAACUCAAUGAAGAAAUCAACCCACAAUGAAUAUGAGAGAGAUAGACGGAAGAAGUUAAACAAGCUGUACUCAUCCCUAAGAGAACUUCUCCCAGAGAAGGAUCAAAGAAAGAAAUUGAGUAUUCCAUGUACAAUUGCCCAUGUGCUGGAAUACAUACCUAAACUCCAAAAGCACAUAAAAAGGUUGCAACGAAAGAAAGAAGAGCUUCUAUCCCGGGUGCCUAGUAAUGAUUAUUCUUCCAUUUGUAACAAAGAAAGAAUGAUCAACCCGGUGAUUUCAGCAGUAUUUCUGAGUAAAAAAGAGAUCAUGAUCCAAAUAUGUAUCUUGAACAAACAAAGUGCUGCUACUCCGUUUUCGAAGGUUGUGAAUAUUUUGGAGAGAGAAGGAUUUCGGCUGUUGAAUGCCACAACUCUCACCACUCAUGAUGAUAAAACCAUCUAUUCUCUUCAUUUACAGGCAAAGGAAGCUAUGAGGAUGGAGAACCAAAACUUCUUUGAGCAACUGGUGAAUUUUCUUAAUGAAUAAACAGUCUAUAGUAAGACUGAAAAGUGAAGCAGAGGUUUCAUGAACAAAACCAUGGGAUAUGUACCCACCUUAGAUAUUUUUAUAUAUUAACUCAACGAGAGCUAAGGUCAUAAAUAUUAAUGACUAGCCCUUUUUUCACUCCUUUUUCACCAUGUAAUAAAUAGUAGAAACUCAUUGGAUAGAGGUGCUCAUGUACAUAAACAUUUGGAUAAGUUUUGGG